Sinocyclocheilus rhinocerous is the source of this 1394-nucleotide messenger RNA. Its product is annotated as ninjurin-1-like. NCBI's taxonomy places the organism in Eukaryota, Metazoa, Chordata, Actinopteri, Cypriniformes, Cyprinidae. Gene Ontology annotation, biological process: tissue regeneration; cell adhesion. The coding region runs from base 156 to 632 and encodes 158 amino acids. The record is from RefSeq and is a predicted model, not a curated record. The transcript has 4 exons. Gene Ontology annotation, cellular component: membrane.
GACUCAAAAGAGCGAUUCGGACAUCGCUGCAGCAGUGUUUGGCAGUCAUAUGUCCAGCCCCCUUUUCCUUUCAUCGUCCAUGAGAUCAUAAUGCACCAUAAAAACACUGAAACCCAGCUAUUUACGGAGUGUUAGUUAUAAUCAAAGGAAGGAUUAUGGCUUCAGAAGCGAUGGAAUUGAAUGGAGAUGCUAACAGAAGUGAUUCAAGAGAGAUUCAGGAGAACCCAAAGGAAGAAAGGCAGCAGUCUGAUCGUCCUCGGCAGAGCCACUGGUCAAGGAACACCCCAAUUAACAUGAACCACUAUGCCAAUAAGAAGAGUGCAGCAGAGAGCAUGCUGGAUAUCGCGCUGCUGAUGGCCAACGCCUCCCAGCUGAAGACCAUCCUGGAGCUGGGACCCACAUUCUCCUUCUACAUUCCUCUCAUCAGCCUCAUCAGCAUCUCCCUCAUCCUACAGAUCAUCGUGGGGGUCUUGCUUAUCUUCAUAGUGAAGUGGAAUCUGAAUGACACAAGUAAACACUACAUACUGAAUCUUCUGGAGAACAUCGUCACAGCUCUCGUCUUUGUCAUCGUAGUAGUAAAUGUUUUCAUCACAGCAUUUGGCGUCCAAAGACCAGAGGACACGAAAUCAUAACUGACAACAUGAGUUUAGGAUUUCAUACAAUUAUACAUAUUUGGACAUUUACUAUCAAACAUCAAGCAAGUUGUCAUGACAUAUUCAAAUGUGCCUCGAUGUAAAUAUGCCUUAUGUUUUGCAGAACCUUUUUUAGUCCCAAAAUGAGCUAAUAAAUAAUAUUAAUUUAAUUUGAAAAAUGCAACUACAUGUAAUUAUUUUAUGGGUAAUUGUUUAAUUAUAUAAUUGUUAAAAUGUAUCAAUUGUGAAAUUGGAUUGGAUAGCCUAUUCUAAUCGGAUCAUUACUGAGAUUGAAAAUAAUCAAGACAGAAACUAGUCAGACAAUACCUUUCAAGCCCGAAAUGGAGAGUAGCACCUCACCUCACAUGAGACCUUCAUACUGCCUACCUGAUCACUGUAUCAGCUGUCUAUAUGGGGAAAAUGGACUCAUUUUACGUGUGGUUCAACACAAUGCAACUCUCUUGCACGCAGCACGUUUGUAUUUGUUUUUACUUACAGGUCUAAUUUGUUGCAUGAAUGAUAAAUUGCUUACAAAGUCAAAGAAGUCUAGUAAUUGCAGUGAAGAGUGUUAAAAUCGGCACUUUAGCAAAACUGAUAUUUUUCUUACAAAACUUUGGAAGUGAAGAUUAAGUAUCAUAAAUACAGCACAUUUUUCUUCUUUUAUUAACCCCAAAACGUCAGAAUUUGAUUUUGAGAAUUUGUAUAAGAGCGCCAUCUACUGACUUGGCAAGCAUAUUGCCUUUUUCCUUGAAAUAUUUUUAU